Molecule: messenger RNA, 801 nt
Organism: Colias croceus (clouded yellow)
Lineage: Eukaryota; Metazoa; Arthropoda; Insecta; Lepidoptera; Pieridae
Gene: CPG6
Product: keratin-associated protein 19-2-like
Exons: 4
Coding region: 59-487 (142 amino acids)
Source: RefSeq, a predicted model, not a curated record
UAAGCGCUACAUAACUUACUUCAAGCAUCAGUCACUUGACAGUGAAAACACAGACAACAUGAAAUUCCUGAUUGUAGCCGCUCUUGCCAUCGCAGCAGUCGCUGCUGAAGAUGCCGCCAAGAAGACUGAGAAGCGCGGUAUCAGCGGUCUCGGUUACGGCGGUUACGGCGGUUAUGGCGGUUACGGCGGACUCGGUUACGCCGGCGCUGGUUACGGCGGUCUCGGUUACGGAGGCUACGGCGGAUACAGUGGAUACUCCGUCCCAGUCGUAAGCAAGGUUGGGUACACCACCUCUCACGGUUACGGCGGUCUUGGCGGUUAUGGCGGUUAUGGUGGAUACUCUGGCCUUGGUGGUUAUGGAGGAUAUGGCGGUUACGGCAGCCACGGCGGUUACUACGGUUCCCCUGUCGGUUACUCCGGUUACUCCGGCUACUCCGGUCUCGGCUACGGCGGUUACGGUCACGGUAUCGGCUACGGUUACCACUGAGCCAUAACCGUGUUGCGAAACUAGAUGGCGCUGAUAUAUACUUUCGAUUAUUCUACUGUUUAUGAUUUGUUACUUAAUGUUAAAUUCUUCAUAAAUAAGACUAUUUUGAAUUCUUAUUUUAAUACUGUUAAAACGUAAAGUAUUACCAGCGCCAUCUAGUGUCUAAAGUCUAUAACUUGUGUUCAUUUUAAAUACUCUGUGGGAGAGCUUUCCAUGACAUUUCAACAUCUUCACAACUCCCCUUUUGUGAUAUUUUGUACAAUGAUUUUAUGUAUAACUUUGUAAAUAUGUAAUAAAUAUACUAUGUAUACAUA